AUGUCGAUUGCAUCAGACGGGGGAACAAAGAUGGUUUCGAGUUCUGAUUAUCAGUGGUCUCAGUCUUCAAACCUUCUCCACCUGAAGUUCCGUAUUCUUUUCAUCCCUUCAACUUCAGCUGGUGUAUUGUGUUCUGUAGUGGUGAGUCUGGUUUACCCAAUAACAGCCCAGGAUUGGGGAAGAUGCGGACAGCAUGCAUCCUGGUUCGUGGCUGUAACCUUCACAGCCUGA
Molecule: messenger RNA, 231 nt
Organism: Colletotrichum lupini
Lineage: Eukaryota; Fungi; Ascomycota; Sordariomycetes; Glomerellales; Glomerellaceae
Exons: 2
Coding region: 1-231 (76 amino acids)
Source: RefSeq, a predicted model, not a curated record